AUGGCUUACGCUGCGUAUCAAAAGGGUGUUGUCGAUUGCAAGAAUGUUGCUCCGCCGACAAACCUCGAGGGCAAGGGUGUCGUCAUUACUGGUGGUGCGUCUGAUGUGCAAAGGGGAUGGGUGAGGAGGGAGUUCGGGCUUUCGUCGCGGCAGGGCAAGCAUUAUUCCUACUGGUCCAUCCCCAUAUAUUCUACGCUAACGAGCAUCUUAAGAGCCCACGUCACCUUUGGAGACCUGGAUGAAGAGAGCGGAACGAAAUUGGAGACAGAACUGGCCCCGAACGCCAAAUUCAUUCGCUGCGAUGUCACGUCCUGGGAGGACCAGCUGGCCAUGUUCAAGCUCGCUCUGAGUUCCUCUCCCAGGAAGAGCAUCGACGUUGUCGUCGCCAAUGCCGGCAUCAGUGGGCCGGAUGAUGCCUUUACCAUCGAAGUGACAGACACGGACGAACCGGUCAAGCCCCAGCUAAAGAUUGUCAACAUUGACCUCCUCGGAGUCAUGUACACGAUGAAGUUGGCCCGCCACUACUUCGUGAAGCAUCCCCUUGACGCAAGUCACGAUCGCUGUCUCAUCGUGAACGCAAGCCUCGUGGGAUUCCUCGAUGUCCCUGGCAUUCCCCAAUACAUGGCAUCGAAAUGGGGGUGUCGGGGUUUGAUGAGAUGCAUUCGAAGGACCACCGUUGUCGACGGGGUUCGCAUGAACCUCACUGGGCCAUGGCAAGUCUACUGCAAAAGCAAAGGGAUCGUUUUUGCCGAAGCCAAGGACGCAGCUGGCGCGUGGAUCAAAAUCGCCUCUGAUCCAUCGAUAAAUGGGCGAUCGUUUGGUAUUGUUCCUCGGGACGCCGCGCCCCAGGGAUAUAUGGACCUUGGAAAGGAUGACUACGCAGACGGGGAGUAUUUGGAUGAGCUGCAGGAUAUCUUGCUGCGCACGUCUCACCGGUUGGCUGUCAAGGCCGAGUCUCAAUGA
Fonsecaea pedrosoi CBS 271.37 is the source of this 963-nucleotide messenger RNA. RefSeq lists its product as uncharacterized. Bases 1 to 963 code for a protein of 320 amino acids. The record is from RefSeq and is a predicted model, not a curated record. The transcript has 6 exons. Lineage: Eukaryota; Fungi; Ascomycota; Eurotiomycetes; Chaetothyriales; Herpotrichiellaceae.